Molecule: messenger RNA, 1021 nt
Organism: Chinchilla lanigera (long-tailed chinchilla)
Lineage: Eukaryota; Metazoa; Chordata; Mammalia; Rodentia; Chinchillidae
Gene: Bola1
Product: bolA family member 1
Exons: 2
Coding region: 302-715 (137 amino acids)
Cellular component (GO): mitochondrion
Source: RefSeq, a predicted model, not a curated record
UUUCCCAGCGCGCCCCGGGACUUCCGGAGUACCGGCUCCCUGUGGGUUUGUGGUAGCCGAGGCUAAGCUACUGGUAAAAAAGGGCCCACUUUUGGGCUUCCCAGGACCUGACUCACCCAAAGCACGGAGUUGCACAUGCCCUAUUUUUGCAGUUUCCUGCCAUUCCCUCCAAAUCCCUUUAGUAAGCAGGAGGCUGUGGUCCCGGCCUCUGAAAGCCCUCACCCCUCCAGUGCCUGAAGCUAGAAGCCAAACUACCGGGUCCCACGAGCGGAGGCGGAGCCGCGGCGUGCCGCAGCAGCGGAUGUUGAGUGGGCAGUUGGUCCGACGCCUGGGCUCCAUGGCCACCCGCGUGCGCUCGUCCCCGGGCGGCGCGGGACCCGAGCCCGUGGGCCCGGUGGAGGCCGCCAUCCGCGCGAAGCUGGAGCGAGCCCUGAGCCCCGAGGUGCUGGAGCUGCGCAACGAGAGCGGCGGCCACGCCGUCCCGCCUGGCAGCGAGACGCACUUCCGCGUGGCGGUGGUGAGCUCCCGGUUCGAAGGGCUGAGCCUCCUGCAGCGGCACCGGCUGGUCCACCAGACGCUGUCGGAGGAGCUGGCCGGGCCGGUGCACGCGCUGGCCAUCCAGGCCCGGACGCCCGCCCAGUGGAAGGAGAACCCGCAGGUGGGCGCGAGCCCGCCCUGUCUCGGUGGGAGCCGGAAGACGCGAGGAACCCCUUGACCCCAAGAGACGGGGGAGGACCCGCCUCUGAAGGGGCUGGCUGAGAAUAAACGAUUAAAUUACCACGCAUUAUGGUGAUUCGCAAGGACAGCGACCUCCGGGACCUCCGGGCUCCGCGCCCGGCACGCGCGUGUUCUCCAGAGGUAGCUCACCGAAGGCCGGCUCACCAGGGCAAGCGCAGUCGCGCGCUGGGGCUCUGGCCCGACCCUUCGGCAGCGGGUGCCUAGUUCCGCGUUAACUUGUGACUGAGGAACUGCACCAGUCACGACUGGGAACAGCCCCCACAUUAAAGGAGAAAUUCUGUGA